AUGUCUCUGGGUGCUGACCCGCAUAAGUAUGGCGUAGCCUUGACGCCUCUACUGGGUCCACGUCAUGGUAUACAGCCGUUGUUGCGGAGUGCAAGCGCCUUUACAGAGUUUCUCAGGUUUGCGGUAUCGGCAGUACUUGAUAACGCCUAUAAUGAUGAAGAAGCUGCCAUGUUGGUUCUGGAAGCAGUUUCACGCAUGGCAAAAUGUUGCCCCGACCAAGAUAAAACGACUCUGGUUAUAUUUAGAGUCUGGGAUACCGGCCUAGUCACACUGGAAGAGAGUGUAAGAUGUAGGCAGGACAUUCGGAAUUCCAGGUUUUUCUGCGUCUUUCUUGAAGCUAAGUUGAGUUACCUUAUGGCAUACCUUUUCUCGAGCCUAAAACCUCUUCUCGAUAAACGCACGACAGGCUCCCGUAUCAAGCGCUCAUUCCCCAAACUAGAGGAAUCGUUGCCGAAAGUUCGAUUCAUUUUCGCGAUGGAAAGCAAGUCAAGAAUCUGGACCUGUGAGCGUGUUACAGCUCAAGAGGGAUCCAAGCAACUUGUAGACAAUCUCUUUGCACAGGGGGGUUCUCAGCUACAAACAAACGCGUUCAUCGAGAAGAAUACGAGAAAGAAGAAAAAGGUUUCGGGCUUUAUAUGGUCCUUGACGAGGCGUUUGGGUGUCGUGGUAUAUGAUGUUGAGUCGGCAAUGCUUUCUCUAGCUGCCGAACAGCUCAAUGUUUGCACGUGCCACGAGGCCGGAUUCCUACCACCGCCUGCACUUUUAAGAGGGCUUGAACACAUGGAAGAGUGGCCUUGUCCGAGAAUCACGGAGGAGCUGAUGGCGCUUUGA
Fusarium redolens is the source of this 831-nucleotide messenger RNA. RefSeq lists its product as uncharacterized. The transcript has a single exon. The coding region runs from base 1 to 831 and encodes 276 amino acids. NCBI's taxonomy places the organism in Eukaryota, Fungi, Ascomycota, Sordariomycetes, Hypocreales, Nectriaceae. The record is from RefSeq and is a predicted model, not a curated record.